This is a messenger RNA of Mollisia scopiformis, 2055 nucleotides long. RefSeq lists its product as uncharacterized. The coding region runs from base 1 to 2055 and encodes 684 amino acids. The transcript has 2 exons. The record is from RefSeq and is a predicted model, not a curated record. Lineage: Eukaryota; Fungi; Ascomycota; Leotiomycetes; Helotiales; Mollisiaceae.
AUGCUGCUAGACCACCGCAUCCUCAGGCUCCUGCCUUUCUCCGCCUGCCUCAUCACCCUCCUCCUCCUCGGCAUCACGCUCUACGGCCCGGACGUGCACACCAUCCACCUCGCAUCCCUCUUCUUCGUGCCCUCCUGGCUCAUCCCCUCCCCAGGAGAAAACGAACCCGCGCCCCUCGAUCCCUUGCCGGCAUCUGAUCCGCACCCCAUCAUCGCGUUGUUACGAAACGCAGAUCGGCAGUUCGAGGAUUUCCUCAGCAAGGAAACGUUUGAUCUGAGAGCAGCGGCGGAACGGUAUAGAGAGAAACGAGGCCGCCAUCCGCCGCCGGGCUUCGAUCGGUGGUGGGAGUACGCGAGGGCGAAUAAUGCGACGAUCGUGGAGGAGUUUUGGGAUCAGAUAUACCAUGAUCUGACGCCGUUAUGGGCGUUGGACCAGCGGGAGAUGCUGAAUGACGUGCGGGGACACAAUCGCGUUUUUAGGGUGAGGAAUGGGAAGGUGGAUAGUAUUGAGGGGGAUCAUUUUUGGAUGCCGAUUUGGGCGGAUUUGAUUAAUGAGGUGGCGGAGUGGUUGCCGGAUAUGGAUCUCGCGAUGAAUACGAUGGAUGAGCCGCGGUUGCUGGUGCCGUGGGAGGAUAUGAAGGGGUAUGUGGAGGUGGAGGGGCGGGGGAGGAGGUUGGUUGAUGUUAAGGAGGUGAAGAAUGGGGUUUCUGGUUUCACGGAAGCUGAGCCCGGUUUUGUGCCGGAGGAGUAUCCGUGGAAUGGUUCGCAACCUAUAUGGCCGCGUGCUGCUUCUGUUUGUCCUCCGGAUUCUGAGGCUCGGAAGGCUCCUUUACAAACAGAUUUCUCUCAACCUCCAAUUCUAAGCACGAAUUACACCCUCCCUCAUACGACCGCUGGUUAUGUCUCGAAUUAUACCCUCAGUACCUCUAUCUGCCAUCAACCAGACAUUCAAGGUCUACAUGGCUUCUUCAUAGAAGGAAUAUCUGCUUCCACCGGCCCAAAACUCUUCCCGUUAUUUGGCUCUUCGAAGAUUCUCCAGAAUAGCGAGAUCUUAUUACCAGCCGCCAUGUACUACAAAGGAGAUUCUCGCUUCACAAUCGAAGCCCCUACCAUUCCAUGGGCACAGAAAACCUCCUCUCUCGUAUGGCGCGGCCUAGCAUCAGGAGGAAGGAACAAAGAAGACAACUGGAAAGGAUUCCAUCGACACCGCUUAGUCUCAAUGUUAAACGGAACCCAAGCAAUCCUCAUGCCCAACUCCUCGAACUUCAUCGACAUCGAGUCCCUACCCCUAGAAGACUUCCACCUCGAAUCCUGGGAGAAGAGCUCCCUACCAAAGAACGAAGCAAUGGGCAAAUGGCUCAACUCCUUCGUCGACGUAGGAUUCAACGACCUCGCCUGCUUCCCGCGCGAAGCACAACCUCCAGACGGACUAACUUGUUUCUACAACGACUACCUCUUUACCCCCUCCUCGCACGUAAACCUCGAAGAGCAGCACCAACACAAAUAUCUCGUCGACGUAGACGGCAACUCCUUCUCCGGCCGCUACCGCGACUUCCUCCGCAGCGGCAGUCUACCGAUCAAAGCUACUUUGUUUAGAGAGUGGCACGAUAGUCGUUUAGUCGCCUGGAAACAUUUCGUGCCGAUGGAUAAUCGAUUCCUGGAUAUUUACGGUAUCAUGGAAUUCUUUCUCGGCUACGAAGAUCCUGUUUCAACCCCCCAAAAAGAAGAUGAAAAAUACGAAACUUUCGCAAAUCCUCAUGCCCCUCCCCCUCCUCCUCCACAAGAACCAACCCUCCCACCCAACACAGCCGAAUCCCGCCGUCACCUCCUAAACACCCGUGCCCCGCACGCCGAACACCUCAACGCAACAUACGCGCACAACCACGACCAGCUAGCCAAGAAAAUCGCGCUCGAGGGCCGCGAUUGGGCCGCGAGGGUGUUAAGGGUCGAGGAUAUGAGGGUUUAUACGUAUAGGUUGUUGCUUGAGUAUGCGAGGGUCAUGGAUCCGGAACGGGAGGUGUUGGGGUGGGUUGAGGAUUUGGGGGGUCGGUGGUGA